GUUCAUUUGAGUUUUUAGGAUUACUUUUUUUACAGAUACAUACAUUCCAUACAGGUCUACAAUGAAGUUACUAAUACCGAUUGUCGCUGUUUUGGUGGCGAUAUUAGUUCAAGAAGUAGCUCCAGAAGGACAUGCACUCUUCAUUAGAAACGAAGUUUUACGAAAAGGAAAAAGCAGAGUAACUAGGCAAACGAAUGCAGAUCAGAUGGUUCAGAACAUCCUGCAAUGGCUCCAGGGCAUCUACACGCAGAACAGUCGAAGGAUUCGUCAGGGUACUUUAAGAGAGUACUUACCGCCAAGCAACACACAAAAACCAAGACCAUUUGAACCUGUGAGCACUGUUGAUGGUGAAGGAUAUCCUCCUUCCGGAUUCACUCCUCAACCACCAUUCCCGUAUCCAACCGUGCCUGGUCUAGAUGGCUAUCCACAGACAAAUGACAUCACCUCCGGAUUUCCAACCGGAGCACCAUCCACAGAAUAUCCAAGUGGUGGACCAUCUACUCAACCCGCAAUAACCGGUUAUCCAAGUGGAGGACCUUCCACAGAACCUAUUCCAACAGGCUACCCAAGCGGGCCGUCCUCCCAACCAGCUUCAACAGGAUAUCCUGAAGGACCAUCAGCCGCGAUAACUACCGAACCUCCAUACCAACCAUCCACCGGUUUUCCAACGAGUGAAAGACCAGGAUUCCCAACAGCUCCUCCACCGGGUUACACCUUUCCACAACCUGGAUCAACUGAACAACCCGAAACUACCGGUUAUACUUACACUACUGGCAGACCUGGCUUCCCCACAGCUCCACCACCGGGCUUCCCCACUGAACAACCUGGUUACACAACCGGCAGUCCAGGAUUCCCAACUGGUCCACCACCAGGCUUCACUACAUCUCAACCUGGAUACACCACUGGCCCAUCCGCGGAAUACACAACACUUGCACCACAAGGUUUCACCAGUUCUAGUCCUCAACCAGCUGAAGGGUCCACAGAAGCUCCAACAACGUCACCGGCUCCAUUCACCACAAUCCCGUCUCACUCCACAGAAGCACCAGGUUUCUCUACUUCUCCUCCUCUUGAAGAAACCACAGGCGUUCCACAAGGACCAGAAUCGACUCCAGCUUUUCCGACACACGCUCCAGUUGAAGACCUCUCAACCAGUUCUCCAGUGGGACCUACUGAAGGACCCGAAUUUCCAUCUGGCCCCAGUGAAGGUCCUUCCGAUACAUUUGGACCAUCAACCCACCUACCAAUUACUCCAGCUCCUGAAGGUGUUACACCAGGUACCACUCAUGAAGAAUUCACAGCUCCAGCUGAAACAAGCCCGGCUGGUCCAACUGCAGCUGUUACCACUGAAUCGCCUGAAGUAAACACCAUUCCCACUGGCAAGACACCAGAAAACGGUGACAGCACCUCUAGUGGAAGUGAACCUGAUGACGAUUUAAAUCAUCCCCCACACAUUCACGACAUUCAAGUCGACUGUGGAAAGGAAAUGAUGACCAUUACUAUUGAGUUUAACAGGCAGUUUGAUGGAGUAAUUUAUUCCAAAGGCUAUUACAGUAAUCCAGAUUGCCGGUAUGUAAAAGAAAACUCCGGUCAAACCAAAUAUACGUUUACAGUAAGCUUAAACACUUGUGGAACAGAAUUUGUAAAUGCUUUCGAUACAGAAGGCAAAUCGUAUUUGCAAAACGUCUUGGUAAUUCAAAACGAAGCCGGAAUUCAAGAGGUAUGGGAUGUUAUCAGAUCAGUGCGUUGUUUAUGGGAGGGAAGUUUGAAGGAUACCCUCAGCGUAGCUCUUAGUGUUGGCAUGUUAACCCAAGAAAUCGUUACUUUUAGCGGCGAUACUGCCAUGGCUAAGUUAGACAUUCAAUUGGGCAAAGGUCCAUUUGCUCCUCCCGCCGAUGGUCUUGUUAAGAUCGGAGAAACUAUGACAUUAGUAGUGUCUGUUAGCGGAGAUCCAGGUUUCGAUCUUCAAGUGAAAGACUGCAGAGCCACUGAUUCCACCAACGAGAACGUUGUACCUCUUACUGACGACAAUGGUUGUGUCCUCAAACCCAAACUGUUCGGAGCUUUCCAGAAGACCAGGAAUACCGGUGAUACCGGAGCAUCAAUCAUUGCUUAUGCAUUCUUCAGUGCAUUCAAAUUCCCAGACGUGAUGGACUUGAUGAUCGAAUGUAACAUUGAACUGUGCAAAACCGAUUGCGAAGUUUGCCUAGACCCCGACCAAAAGAUCGAUCCAGGUAGACGUAGAAGACGUGAUUUGUCUGCUUUUAAUGCUACACUUGGUGACGGAGUACUUAUGGGAAAACGUUUGAGGGUAAUUUUACCUGAAGAUCUAAGCGACGCUCAAGCCAUUCUUAAUCUGAAUCAAAAUGAUGGCGUUUGUAUGUCUACACAAAACUUUGUAUUUUCUUCCGCCCUUCUGAUCUCUCUUUUAGUUACUAGUAGUUUCUUUAGUGCCUAUUUGUGGCUGAAAAAUCAACGUCUGUCGUUGAAACACUAGUUAUAAUACAGUUUUUAGGUUUUAAUUUGAAACAAAUCCUGCCAAUGUAGUUCCGUACUUUCUUUUUAAGUUAUUUUAUUUCAUACAAUCCAGUAUUCUUUUAACUUUUGUAUGUAUAUUACUUAUAUAUUUAUGUAAAUAAAUUCUAGAUAAGUUUUUUA
Messenger RNA from Aethina tumida (small hive beetle), 2655 nucleotides. RefSeq names its product collagen alpha-1(II) chain. The transcript has 7 exons. Bases 62 to 2494 code for a protein of 810 amino acids. Lineage: Eukaryota; Metazoa; Arthropoda; Insecta; Coleoptera; Nitidulidae. The record is from RefSeq and is a predicted model, not a curated record.